AUGGAACGUAGUAAAUACACGGACCUUACGCUUAUUAAUGAGCGAAUACUAGAGCAAUGGACUGAACACGGACGUUUAAAAGUGUUCACACAACUUACAGACGCUAUACGUCGUUUUCUCAAGGACCAGGAGGAUUCCAAUUUACCUCGAUUAUUGUAUGAGCUUGUAUGGCUCGUUUUACAUACAAAAGUAUUAAAACAGGAGGUCGUAGAGCUACUUCAGGAGACACAAAUGAUUACGUAUUCAAAAGUGUGUGAUCUACUGACGGAUUUAUUGUGGGUGAUUGGCAAUGAAGUGGAGACUAGUGAACGUGGCCAUGAACGGCAUAAAUCACGAGAAUGGUGGAAUUUAUGUGCAUUUAUCAAGCACUUGGUGGAUGAAAAACUCUUGACAGUAUUGAGUCUUAAAGCGACACUUGAGUUUGAUCUACUACAUGAUGCAGAACUGGCACCUGAACCACAAUUAAUGACCAAAAAGAUGGUGCGGAUUAAUACCAAGACGCUGUAUACACAGACCAAGUACAAUUUGCUACGGGAAGAGACGGAAGGGUUUUCCAAGGUAUUGUGUCUAUUGCACACUGGAGUGACGAAGAACCAAUUGGAGGCGACGAAAACUGACUUGAUAGCACUGAUUGGUUUCUUUGACUUGGACGCAAACCGUGUACUAGACUUGGUACUAGACGUGUAUGAAAUGCAUCCAAGGAACGACUGUUUUGCACAGCUUUUUGAAAUUUUCAAACGCGAUAGCUUGCCUCACAUUAUAGGCUUUAAGUUUCAGUUCUACAAGCGCGACCCACCUGCUGUAGAAGGAGUCACAACGCCACGCUCACUUUACCGUCUAGCUGCGAUGCUGUUGAAUAAAGGCCUGCUUGAGUUGGAUACUCUCCUGCCACACUUGUCGCCUUCUCGUGAUGAUAUUGUGAAAGCGUCUAUGGAGCAUGAAAAAGAGCUGAUUGAGAAAGCGGUAUCAUUAGGCCAGGUUAACCUCGCCGCCAAGAAAGGUCUGGAAAAAGCUGAGGAUGAGGACGAAACUGCGGCCGUUGCUGAGAAACGAAAGCAGGAAGCAGAACACAACCAGGUGUACGGAUUGAUUAUUGGACUUUUGGAGGUUGGCGCACGGGAGCGCGCGUUUGAUAUGAUUUCGUGGUUUCAAAAGCGAGGUGUGAAUCCUCUUACGUUUACUCCGCUAGCCACAGAACUCUCUGCUGUCGUAAAUGUGAUGAUUGAGGAGGUAUAUGCACCGCUUUCGUCUCGCAGGUUGGAGCUUGUUAAUGCCAAGAGUGGCGAAUCAAUGACUCUUACGGAGAAACGAGUGGACCACGAGAGUACGAGUAGCCACUACAUUCGUCGCGUGGCUACACUAGAAGACUUUGUGUCCGAAGGUUUUCCUAUCGUGGAAAUGAUCGGUCCUCAAUUGUUCCACGACGAGUUUCUUUUCACAAAGCUAUUGCGUAUCGUUGGCAAGUUGGUCGAUGAUCAUUUAAAGAAGUCUAGCACUUCUGUUGACAAGGAUGAAAUGGAUGUUGUACUUUUGGACAAGGUAAAGUUGCUAUUGAUUGGUACAUUCCUUCCCGCCAUGUCCCUGCAAGAAUGCAACCCAAGCACAUCAUUUUUGGUGUGGGACCUGAUAAAGUCUUUUCCUUGUGAUGAGCGCUACAGAAUGUACCUGCAUUGGUUCGAGGCGUACGACAAGUAUCCCGAACUGCGUCUUAAGGAGGCUCAGGCAAUACAGAGCACGCGCGGAGUCAUGCGACGGCUCACAGCAGACCGGGCAAAGCUGUCCGCACGCUGCCUGACUCAUGUGUCGCAUUCGAACCCGCUAAUUGUAUUCCGCACAAUGCUGCGGCAGAUUCAGUCGUACGAUAACUUGAUCCAGCCCGUGGUUGAAUCAUUCAAGUUCGUUACGCCAUUGGGGAUGGACGUACUGUCAUUUGUUCUCGUAAGCGAAUUGUCAAGACCGCAGAAGUCAAUGAAGCUAGACGGGACACAUGUCUCACUUUGGCUGACGUCGCUUGCAAACUUUUCGGGCAGUUUUUAUCGCAAAUAUCCGAAUGUGGAGCUAGCUGGUCUUCUCCAGUAUCUCAUUCAGCGUCUUCAGAACUGGGCGUCAGUAGAUCUUAUUGUAUUGAGUGAACUGCUGACAAAGAUGGGAUCAUGCUUGAGUCUGGAGGAUAUUUCGGUGAGUCAACUUGAAGCUCAGGCAGGUGGGCCACACCUUUGGUAUGAGCCGACGGACCCAAAAUUCCAGAACCGUCGUGCUAUUCCAAAACUGCGCGAUGCUUUGAUCAAGCGGAAUUUGGCUCUACCACUGUGUGUGCUAAUUUGUCAGAUGCGCAGCCGUAUUGAGUAUCAUGAAGACAGUAGUUUUCCACAUCUGAAGCUGCUUGGACGAGUGUUUGAUACUUGCCAACUCACGCUCAGCCAGCUUAUGCAGUUUCUCGGUGGUGUUGUUGACCCACUGGUUUAUCGGAAAAUGCUUCCUUCGAUCACGACGCUAGUCCGCGAUUACAAUGUACCACCGGAGUUGGCUAUGUCACUCUGUCGUCCGGCAAUGCGUAGUGAUGAUCCAGUUUUGCAAACUGUACCGCGUGGUGUGCACGCCACUGGCGGUAGUAAUACGACUAAUAACGGGACCAAUACCGAUGGAUCCAUAUCGAACGAUCCAUCGAACGGGGAAAAAAGUUGGUACAUGUACAAUUCUUCUUUCCUGGAGGACAUCAAGGGUGCAUUGCGAGCCGAUACUGGAUUGGGUGAUGAGACGGAAGCGCCCUUUACUGGAAUGACACCGGAAGUGUACGCAACGUUUUGGGGGUUAAAGCUGUACGAUAUUUAUAUUCCAUUCCAGCAAUACGAAUCCGAGAUUUUGCGUCUGCGGAAUUCCGUCACUUCUGGUGCAAAUGCAUCGCUUAGUGCAAGUGAGCGCAAAAAGCUGAAAGAAAAGACAACACAGAUGAUUGAUGUACUUACUACGGAACAAAAAGACCAAGUGGCCCAUCGAAAACGAGUUUACGAGCAACUGGAGAAGAUGAAAGGAAGGUAUUUCAAAGCUGAACCAGAAGGUCCUCAAACUGCAAUAGAUGAGCUGUUGCAGAAGUGUAUAAUUCCGCGCUCACUCAUAUCGCCUGAAGACGCGCUGUUUUGUGCCAAAUUUAUGGAGCUUUUGCAUACUAUUUCAACGCCACAAUUGAGUAGUUUGCAGUACUUUCACAAGAUGAAUAUGAAGGUAUCAGCAAUAGUGUUAUGCGCAACGGAGCGUGAGGCGAGCAAUUUCGGUUUUUUUAUGAAAGAGACCUUAGGACUUAUUUUGCGCUGGUACCAGAACGGUGCAACGUAUGACGAUGAAGCGAUCCACGGCAAGAUUGGCAUGAGCCUGGAUCUGGCUGACGGCGCGAAAAGUCUUGCUCACCGUCAGUUUAAGUCAGCAUAUGUUCGCUGGCACCAACAGCUAGAGCUCGUGUACACGACGGCGCUUUCGAGUGGAGAGUAUAUGCCAAUCCGCAACACACUGGUGGUACUCACAAAGCUAAUUGAUGUGUUUCCUGCGGGCCGCGGAACAGCUGAAUUGAUCUUGGGUAUUGUGGAAAAGCUAACGAACGAGGAGCGGGAAGAUAUCAAGAUCAUGGCCAAACGAUACUUUGCUUUGCUAACCAAGCGCAAGGCGUCACUUAGCGAUGACAGGCUACUGCGUACUCGUAAUGCUUCAUCUAAACCAUCGACUGCCGUGCCAUCGACCAACGACAAAAAGAAUGCAACUGUGAAAGAGGAAAAGAAAAGCAGCGUGGAUGAUAGCAGCCACAAUGAACGUAAACGUGAUAGUUCAAGUAAACCAGCGUCAAUCCACGCAGCGAGUCAAGAAGUUGAAAGCGGCGAAAUUGUGAUGGGAAAGAGUAGCAACAUCAGUGAUACCUCUUCCUGGAUUAAAGAGCGAGAUUUGGAGCGUGGACCAGGCGGGGACCGCAAUUAUAUUGGUCGUGGUGGGGGAGGUAGUUUCGCAGAACCUAGCCAUGACCAUCGCAGUCGUGCAGAGCGUGAAGAGUCUGAGAGUUACCAAAACAUCUCGACGGAUACUUUUCGUGAACUUGGCGUGGAUGAAAAGCAGGGUCGUCAAGAUCACCGCAAUCGUGAAUUGUUGCCCACGCCUGCAGACCGCAAUCGUGAAUUGUUGCCCACGCCUGCAGACCGCAGUAGCUCGACAAAUACCCAAACAAACGAGUUGAAGGAUCGCAGCGGAUCAGCAUCGCGUAAAGCGAGGAGAUCGCCUCCUCGGCGAAGUCGGUCAGGAGAUCGUGCUGAAGACCGUGGCAACAAUAGCGAUAGUCGUCGCUCUUCACGCGAACGAGAAAACGGGCGUGAACGCGGACAAUUUAGCCGUGGUGGGCAAGGUGAAGGAGAUCAUAGAGGACUAGGUGAUCGUCGCAGCAGUCGAAGUGGCAGUCACGACCGUCAUGAGCGCAACUCGCGAAAUUGUGAUGUAAUUCACGGACUUGCAGAAAACGAGGCGACAAGGAAACCAGAGGCUCCUCAAUUUAGCCGGAACGAAGAGCCUGACAAGCUGGCUUUGUCACCAAAGCCUGAUCGUGCCUUCGAGUCUGCGAAACUAAAUCGCGGGGCAAGGGCAGAGCGUGACUUUGUGAAAGCUGAGCCUUCUCUUCUUGAUGCUGGGCGGAAGAGAGUGCGGCCUAUUGAGCAGUCGGAGGCUGCAUUACGUCGUCAGCUUACCGCCGAGAAGGAGGCAAAGGCCAAAGAGCAGCAAUCUGGCGAGCGCACUAGGCCAAUAGCGCGUGAUCGCAUGAGACCUCCGCUUUCGUCACCGGUGACAGCUUUUUCAGCGGGAAGGGCCUCGCCAACAGAUGCUGGAACGCUAGCUGGUGGGGCACGUAAGAUCGUGUCACUCGUGCCCUCAUCACGCAAGCGUGAGCGCGAGCCUUUAACUGAUAGUGAAGCGCCCAGUAGCAGCGCAGGUAACACACUAGAAGGAAAACGACGUCGCGAUGGUGGCGGCAGCAACAGCAAUUGGGGCGAGCCUAAGCGCGGAAAUGAAGACAAGCGCAAACGAAGAAACAAAAGUGGUGGCGGUGAUAGCUACAAUGGAAACCAGCAGCACCAGCUUCAGCACCAGCCUCAGCAUCAGCCUCAGCACCAGCUUCAGCACCAGCAGCGUGACCAAAUGCGUGGACGCCAGGAUCGUGGUGGCCGUAAUGGUAGUGGACACUUUGAUAAACGCAUUGGUCAAGAAGAGCGCCGUGGAAAUAGUGGUGGCGGUGGUGGCGGCCGUCGGCAUGAUCGCAAUGACAAUCGUGGAGGUCGCCGGUAG
Molecule: messenger RNA, 5313 nt
Organism: Peronospora belbahrii
Lineage: Eukaryota; Oomycota; Peronosporomycetes; Peronosporales; Peronosporaceae
Source: the annotation of a GenBank genome assembly